GCAGUGACAGUCCUGAACACACCUCACCAAACUCCAGGACGCAACACACUAAACACUAGGACUAAAGAGUUUCAAGUUAUCCCUCACUGAGCUGCGGAGACAAACGGCUGGAAAAGACUCAAACUCGCUGACACUGAACUGAAGACAGCUCCUGCCUUAACUUGGACUUUCACUCUUUCUUUUUUGGAGUGAUUUUUAAUUCCUGGACACUGUUGAGAGAGAACGAGAGACGACGAGAGGCUGAAUUGAUGCACGCGCUGUGCUGACACUGACAUUUGUUGAUUAUCCAGUGUGACAAUAAACAGCUGGUAAGCUUCCCAUCACUUUUCCCCUACGACUUUAUGUCUACAAAGAUGGAGCAGCCUUUUUAUCAUGACGACUCUUUUCUGUCGCCUUACGGCCACUCAGAUGCAGCAAUGCACGACUACAAACUGCUAAAGCAGAGUAUGAAUUUGAACUUGACAGAGCCUUAUCGCAACCUGAAAUCUCAACUGAGAGCCGAGGUAGACGCGUACCAAGCAGGGCAGCAGGACAUGGGGUCCCUGAAGCUCGCGUCCCCAGAGCUAGAGAGGCUCAUCAUCCAGAACAGUAACGGGGUGAUCACCACUCCCACGCCCGGCCAAUACUUCUACAGCCGCAGCAUUACCGAAGAGCAGGAGGGCUUCGCUGAAGGCUUUGUGAAAGCGCUGGACGAGCUGCACAAGAUGAACCAAAUGGCACCUCCAAAUGUGUCCCUCGGAGCCGGCGGGGUUACCACCUGCUCAGCGGCGGCCUCUAGUGUCUUUGGCUCCACGCUGCAGCCGGAGCCUCCCAUCUACACGACACUGAACGCUUACUGCCCGAACACAAGCCUCUCUUCCGCAUCCAGCUACCCAACAGCAACCAUCAGCUACAUGCCGCCUCACCAGCAGAGCCACCCGCAGUCGACGCAUGGCGCGCACCACUUCCAGCACACUCUGCCCGGCUCCGGGCUCCACCCACAGCGGCUCCUCGCUCUCAAGGAGGAGCCGCAGACCGUGCCUGACCUGCUGAGCAGCGACGGCUCGCCUCCGAUGUCUCCCAUCGACUUGGAGACGCAGGAGAAGAUCAAGGCGGAGCGCAAGAGGCUGAGGAACCGAUUGGCGGCCACCAAGUGCCGGCGACGCAAGCUGGAGCGCAUCGCCCGGCUGGAGGACAAGGUGAAAGUUUUGAAGAAUGACAACGCGGGGCUCUCCAGCACCGCGUCGGUGCUGCGGGAUCAGGUCGCCCAGCUCAAGCAGAAGGUCCUGACGCACGUGAGCAGCGGCUGUCAGCUGAUGCUCACAAGCAAGAUGGAGGCGUUUUGAACCACAAGACUUUUGACUGACUGAAAAGUAAUAACACUGGAGUCAUGUUCUGCAUUCGCAGCACUGGAAUAGUGGUUGAUGUGUUGUCAGCGCUGGCUGCAACACAGGGACGAGGGGAGAGAGAGGGCAAGUGUAGACAACUCUGUAGGCUGUUUAGGGUGAAAGACCUGAGUGACAUGGUACUUCCGGAUGCUGGACACCGUUCAAGGGACCAUUCAAGCCUCGAAAGCAGGGCAGCAUCCAGACUGAGCAGAUACUGACUGAGCAACACAGUGGGCACUGAGGCCCAUGAGCUGGGUUUACUAAUGGUAGAAAAUGGGAAUGAUAACUUUGUACUUUUGCAUCUGAUAAUAUCAUGCAACGCUGCAUUUAUUCCUUGUGUAAAUUAUUGUGUUUUGUCCGGUUGAUCCGGAUAAAGUUAAGAUGUCCAAUGUUUACACUGUCUUUUUUUUAUUUGUCCUGUGUAUUUAAGUAAAGUGUCAUCAAAAUGA
Molecule: messenger RNA, 1816 nt
Organism: Solea solea (common sole)
Lineage: Eukaryota; Metazoa; Chordata; Actinopteri; Pleuronectiformes; Soleidae
Gene: junbb
Product: JunB proto-oncogene, AP-1 transcription factor subunit b
Exons: 1
Coding region: 342-1325 (327 amino acids)
Biological process (GO): regulation of cell population proliferation; regulation of cell cycle; regulation of transcription by RNA polymerase II
Cellular component (GO): transcription regulator complex
Molecular function (GO): DNA-binding transcription factor activity, RNA polymerase II-specific; transcription factor binding; RNA polymerase II cis-regulatory region sequence-specific DNA binding
Source: RefSeq, a predicted model, not a curated record